AUGGUCAUCAAGAAGAAAAAUGUAUUUGAAGAGGACGACAAUAGUAAAAGUUCUCACAUAGAUGGAAAAGAGUUGGCUCUUAGUAGACCCAAAACUAAGAAACUCUUCAAACCACCUGUCUCAAUUACUUCACAAAUUCCUACCACAGAUGCCACUACUAACUUUGAAGGAAGCAAUAUUUGUCAAGAUAAUGUCCAUCCUGAUGCAGAGCCCAGUAUCAUUGAGGAAGGAAAUCCACUUUUGGAAGAGCAAAACUUUCCAAUGCUUGAUCGAUCACUUUUUGAAACAAAUCCUAAUUCAAUAGGAUUGUCCAUGAUGAAAAAAAUGGGGUUUAAUGUGGGAGACUCAUUAGGUCCAAUUCAAAGCGACAGUGUAAAGCCUUUUAUCAAGGAGCCAAUACCAAUCUCAACUUGGAUCAAAAAACGUGGCGUGGGAAUGCUAACAUCACCUUCAAUAGUAGGUUACUCAGAGGAGCAAUAUCAAACAAUAAAAUUAUCCAAUAUCGACCUUUUAAGGUUGUCAAAAAACUCAAAAAUUCUUAGGAGGAUAUUGAAACUAUGCUUUGAUAUCAGUGGUGAAUGCGAGAAAUAUUUGAAUGGUGAUUAUGGAAUUGAAGAUGUUAACUUAUUAUGGAGACAAUAUGUUGAAGAACUAGAAAUCAAAAAGCACUUGAGAGAUUCGCUGCAUAGCCAGGCUGAAAGGUUGAAGUUGAAAGCACGAUUGGAUAUUUUUGAAAAAAUGGAUCAAGUAGAAAUAGAAGAGAAAACAUCUCAAGCUCUAGACUAUUUGAGAAACAUUCAUUUCUAUUGUUUCUAUUGUGGACACCAGUAUGAUUCUCAAAAGGAUCUAGAUGCUAACUGUCCAGGAAAAGAUGAAAUUUUUCAUAUACGAUGA
Messenger RNA from Lodderomyces pseudojiufengensis, 894 nucleotides. RefSeq lists its product as uncharacterized. Lineage: Eukaryota; Fungi; Ascomycota; Pichiomycetes; Serinales; Debaryomycetaceae. Bases 1 to 894 code for a protein of 297 amino acids. The transcript has a single exon. Gene Ontology annotation, cellular component: kinetochore. The record is from RefSeq and is a predicted model, not a curated record. Gene Ontology annotation, molecular function: nucleic acid binding.